Messenger RNA from Siniperca chuatsi (mandarin fish), 3687 nucleotides. RefSeq lists its product as uncharacterized. The coding region runs from base 520 to 2988 and encodes 822 amino acids. The record is from RefSeq and is a predicted model, not a curated record. The transcript is spliced from 14 exons. Lineage: Eukaryota; Metazoa; Chordata; Actinopteri; Centrarchiformes; Sinipercidae.
AAACAAAAGCAGGGUUCAGUUAAGAUUGAGUUAUGAGUCUACAAUGGAUUGAGAGUCACCUGUAGAUAGUAUCAAGUAUUCAGUGUUCAGAUUUUGUGUGUGCCUUUGCUGGUACACAGGUUUUUUUUCAAACAUAGGUGGCUUAAACCAGCUAGAAUAGUACAAGAUUGAACCUGGAAUUAAUCCCUUAGUGUGCACCUUUAUCGGAAACCAUCAAAUACAGACAAACUGAACACUUAGAGCGGGACGGAAAGAAAAAACAACUUGUAAUUUUGUUUUGCCACCUGUCAUCAAAUGUGUUAUGUCAUUAAUGAACAAUGUGACUAAUUGGAAAGCAAUUUUAGUUAGUCCAUGCAUGCGCAUUACUGCUGAGAUAUGUUAUUGUAAAGCUGCAGCAGGUGAACAGAAGUUUAGGAUGACCACGGCAUGCAGUGUUAAAUAAAACAAAGGGAUCAUUUUCGCUGGCUGAGGUCGGAGAAUAUUUAAAAUGCAGAUCAGACUGAAGAUGAGGCAUUUAGGAUGGCUGCCCUCACACUGCUGCUGCUGCACCUGCUGCUUAUGGUGUCACCUGCAUCUGCAUGGUACUAUAGUUACUUCGGUGGAUCACUGACCUUCACCCCAAAAGGACAGAAUCCAGAUGGGACUUAUGAGGUAGAACUUCGCGACAAGCAAAGCACAUACUACUGCAAUGUGAAUUCCUACUCAUGUCUCUCUGGUCAGUGUGGGUCCCAGACCCAGACUACCAGUGCAGUUAUUGCCUCGGAAUACUAUGGUCUCAGCUGGUGCCAGUAUGAGGUGGUGACAAAACACAUACUCAGUGGCAACCUACCCUUUGAGAUUAGAUACCCCACUUCCAAUGAUUAUUAUAAUUAUUACUAUGGUCGGGGCUACUGGGUAUCAAACGUCAGACACUCAUGGGCUAACUGGAGAAUGAUGGCACAUGUGGACUUGGGAACCCGAUCAGAUACUGGUGAAUCUAACAGAUCUCCCAUCACUACCAUGCUGCCUAUUCUCAGAGUACCCAUGAACUGCCCACGAUCAUUCAAUAUGACAGUGUUUGACCCUGAUGGUGACCACGUCAGAUGUAGGGUACCAACAAACCAAGGUGGAUAUGAGUGUGGUCUGUGUGGUCUGAGCGAAGGAUUCUCUUUUGAUGAGAAUUCCUGCUCCCUUAAGUAUACAUACAGUUAUCAAACAGGAUACUAUCCGAUUGAGCUGGUGGUGGAGGACUUCCCCAAACAACACAUUACGCUGUCUUACUCUGAUGGAUACUACACAUCAAAGAGCCCCUUUUCAGUGGGAAGGCGUAAACGUCAAGCAACCACCACACCUGCACCAACCACCAUGGCUGUAACCACCACACCUGCACCAACCACCACGGCUGCAACCACCACCACGGCUGUAACCACUAUACCUGCACCAACCACCACGGCUGUAACCACUACACCUGCACCAACCACCACGGCUGUAACCACUACACCUGCACCAAACACCACGGCUGCACCAACCACCACGGCUGUAACCACUACACCUGCACCAAACACCACGGCUGCAACCACCACACCUGCACCAACCACCACAGUGCCUUACCGAACAUCGAUCGCUCCUUUAAGCAAGAUUCCUCUGCAGUUUUCUGUUUUAGUGGACUAUUUCUAUGCCCCUUCAUGCCUUGAUGGUGAUUACUUUCCCGUUUUCUUGUCACCAACUCCGAGUAAUGGAGUAAAUCUUCCUGCGUUUGUCAACCACACUCUCGAAAUCAAAGUCAGAACCACAGCAGAAUACACCACGAUUUAUGACCUGAUUGUCACUGGACCACAGGGCAUUUCAAAGCAGAAAAUCUCCACAGAAGAAUAUAUCAUAAAAUGGACACCAACUGAAAAUGAAUUGAAUGAUCAUUUUCCUAUUUGCUUUGUUUCUGAGGCAACAUACAGCUAUUACCAAUUCUAUCAGUCAGAGCUACGCUGUGUGAUUGCUGAUGUUGGACACUACGAGACCACUGUGACAUGCAAUGAAGCAACAAUGACAGUGGAAGUGGAGAAGACCUCUCUCAUCAGACGCAACGAGGACAACUUGCAUCUGAACGACUUCACGAAUCCGUCCUGCAGCCUGAGAAGACGCUCCAACACAACUCACCUGGUGGCCGUCAUGUCACUGAACACAUGUGGAACCAUCGUAGAGGAGGAUGAAGACAACAUCAUCUUCAAGAACAAGAUCACAUCUGAUGAUCCAAAUGACAUAAUUUCCAGGCAGCAUGACGUCGAGAUCGCCUUUUCAUGUGUCUAUCCCAAGCGAACCAACAUGACCCUGGGAUUCAGGCACAAAAACCCGUACGCUUUCACAGAGAAGGGCUUCGGUGCUUUCACCUUCCAGUUUGAAUUCUUCGAGAGCCAGCGGUUUAAAAAACAAAUUGAUAGCAGCACUUACCCAGUGGAGGUGAACCUCAAACAGAUGAUGUUCAUGCAGAUCGAGGCAACCACCUCCAUCCCCAACACAGAGCUGUUCGUGGAGUCCUGCAGGGCAACUCCAUACGACAACCCGGACUCUCGCGUCAGCUACACUAUCAUCGAACAUGGGUGUGUGAGGGACAACACUGUGCAAAUCUUCCCCGGCUCCAAGUCUCAGUUCAGGUUUGGAAUGGAGGCUUUUGAGUUCAUCGGUGCUCAUGAUGAGGUGUACAUCACUUGCUCAGUCAUCCUGUGUGAGACUGGUGCUCCUGGGACCAGGUGUUCUCAGGGAUGCAUCACGUCCAACUCAGGGAACCAUCGCAGCAAAAGGGAAGCUAUGGCCCAGAGUAGCAGCCACUCCAUUUCCCAGGGACCUUUGCACCUGAUUAAAACUUCUGACAGCCAAGCGUCUGGCCUGAGCCUGAAUCUGGGCAUGAACCUCGUCUUCAUUGUUGGCUGCCUCCUGGUAUGCGGAGUGGUGAUCUACCGAUCAAGGAGGUCCAAUGCUAAAUACCAAAUCCUGCCAACCACCGACACAGACUGAAGACAUAGAAGCCAUUUUGAUCCACUCAGGCAACUCUGAUGAUGAGAAAGAUUCUCAGCUACAGUUUUUCAGGGUAUUGCUGGUUUGAAUCAUUGUCACACAGUCCAAAAUUUUAAAAGUUUGAAUUUACUUUCAUAGAUUGAGACAAAAAUUUGUGGGUGUGUUUUUGCCUGUACAUGGGGUUAGUCAGCACAUCAGCUGCUUUGAAAAUUGGAAAAGAAAAUUCACUGUGAACAAUGAAUAUCUAGACUUCUUUAUAAACACUAAACACACUAAUUACUAUAAACACAUAUUACAUGUAGAGGUUUUAGGGAAACAUUUUAGUCAUCUGAUAUGAAGUUGAGUUUCAGCUUGCUGAUGAAGAAUAAUUGAAUUUCCUCUGCUCUUAUUGACAGUUUGUUCUUAGCUGUUUGUUCAUCAGUACACGCCUAUAAUGACUAGCAUUUUUUUUACAGUGUCUUUGUGACCUGAGCUGUGCAGCUCUAUAUCCGAACCUGCAUAUUAUCAGAUAAACAUGCUUUGACUUUCAUAUUCACAGACACUCAGUCUUUACCUCCAAGGUUUGAAACACACAUUUAAAUGCCAAAUUGAUGAACACUGAAAGACACAUACAACUGAUAUUUUUUGGUGUCACUUCAUGUAUUUGUGUUGUGUUGUGAAAGUGAAUGUGUUAUAAAGUUUAUACAACUUAAAACUUGA